GCAAAAAGGAAAUUGGUUUUACAAACACAAAUAACACAAACACAGCAAAGACAGAGACAGAAAUAGAAAGUAGUAAAAGGUGAAAUUAGAACAGAGGAAGAAGAAGAAGAAGAAGGCACUUAUAAUAAUUAAUGGGAUCGAUUUUGUCAGCUCUUUAUGGCGGCGGUAGGGCGGAAGCAGCGGAAGACAGCGGAGAAGAAUCUCGCAUAAUCUCUUUCCACUCCGCUAAUCGAUGGGAGCUCCACUACAAUUCUUUGAAAGAUUCCAACCAACUUUUGGUGGUAGAUUUCGCCGCAUCUUGGUGUGGACCUUGCAAGUUUAUUGAGCCGGCUAUUAAGGCUAUGGCCAAUAAGUUCUCUGAUGUCGAAUUCGCUAAAAUCGACGUCGAUGAAUUACCGGAUGUGGCACGGCAAUUUGAGGUGCAAGCUAUGCCAACAUUCAUUUUGCUGAAAAACGGUAAGGUAGUGGACAAGGUGGUUGGUGCCAAAAAAGAUGAACUUGAGAAGAAAAUCGCCAAGCAUGCAGCAUAAUCCAUAUCCUGGUAAAAGAGAUGGUUCCAUUGAGACAUUUGUACUUGGGGGGAAUGUGACAAGAAAGUUCUAUAAUUUGAGGGAAGCAUUGUUUCUGUUAUGUGCAUCUUGUCUAUAUGUUUACAUUCCGAGACAUUAGUGUGUUAUCGGUUAUGCAACUAUUGUCCAUAUGGUUACAAUCUGUUGAUGCAUCAACCGUCAUGUUAUCUUAUUUCUCUUCAAUUA
Beta vulgaris subsp. vulgaris (sugar beet) is the source of this 755-nucleotide messenger RNA. Its product is annotated as thioredoxin H2. The transcript is spliced from 3 exons. Gene Ontology annotation, molecular function: protein-disulfide reductase activity. The coding region runs from base 132 to 530 and encodes 132 amino acids. The record is from RefSeq and is a predicted model, not a curated record. Lineage: Eukaryota; Viridiplantae; Streptophyta; Magnoliopsida; Caryophyllales; Amaranthaceae.